UGCCACAUCACAGAGCUCAGAGUUAUCUGAUGCUGCACAUCACAGACAGCAACGGCUGUUGUCUGUCUUCAAUUGUCUCUGUAACAGCAGAAACUACUGACUAGAGGUGGUCCGAAUUCAAAAUGCUAAAAAGGAAGCCAUCCAAUGCUUCAGAGAAGGAGAAACACCAAAAACCGAAGCGCAGCAGCAGUUUUGGGAAUUUUGAUCGUUUUCGGAAUAAUUCCAUAUCAAAAUCUGAUGACUCAACUGAGGUCCAUGAAGGGGAACUAACAAAUGGAAGUGAAGAACAAAAUAAAACUUCAAAUACUGGAGGAAAUUUAAGUAAAAAAAUGAGGGCUAUUUCAUGGACAAUGAAGAAAAAAGUAGGGAAAAAAUACAUCAAAGCCCUUUCUGAGGAAAAGGAGGAGGAAAAUGGAGAGGAAGCCCUCUCAUAUCGUAACAGUGAUCCCAUGAUUGGAACACAUACAGAGAAGAUCUCCCUCAAAGCCAGCGACUCUAUGGAUAGCCUCUACAGUGGGCAGAGCUCAUCAAGUGGAAUAACAAGCUGUUCAGAUGGGACUAGCAACAGGGACAGUUUUCGACUGGAUGAUGACAGCCCCUAUUCAGGGCCAUUCUGUGGCCGUGCCAGAGUACACACUGACUUCACACCCAGUCCCUAUGACACCGACUCCCUCAAGAUCAAGAAAGGAGACAUCAUAGACAUUAUCUGUAAAACCCCGAUGGGAAUGUGGACAGGGAUGCUGAACAACAAGGUGGGAAACUUCAAAUUUAUUUAUGUGGAUGUCAUCUCAGAAGAGGAAGCAGCUCCUAGGAAAAUAAAGGCACAGAGAAGCAGUAAAAGAGACAGAGCCAAGACUCUGCAGGAGUUCCUAGAGCAGAUUCGCCUGCAGGAAUAUACUUCAACACUUCUGCUCAAUGGUUACGAGACCCUGGAAGACUUGAAGGAUAUUAAAGAAAGUCAUCUCGUUGAAUUAAACAUUGCCAAUGCAGAAGACAGGAUGAGGCUACUCUCGGCUGCUGAGAGUCUCCUGGAUGAAGAAACCACCGAAGAGCAAGAAAAUGAAUCUGUGCCUUUGUCAUUAAGACCAGACAACUUAAGUAAGUCACAGUUAGAUGACUGCCCAAGGGACUCUGGCUGUUACAUCUCAUCAGGAAACUCAGAUAAUGGCAAAGAGGACCUGGAGUCAGACAAUCUGCCUGACAUGGUACAGAAGAUUGCCAUCACAGAACCCAGUGUCUGAACACACACUCAUAUCUCCAGGUCUGCAGCAGAAUUCCAUUCGAACUCUUCAUCUGCUACGAGAUCAAAAGGAAGUGUUCCAAAUGCAUCCCAGAGUACAGCAUGUUCUAAUAUGAAUGAUUGCACAUACAAAUUUAUAUCUCUGAAUUCCCAAUGAGUGUGCAUAAAAUGUAUAUUUGUUAAGUACCAUGUGUUAAAGUUCAUCUGUCAAAAAAAAGAGUUCCUCUGUCUAUACUAGAAAAAAGAUACAAUGCAAGAUACCAUGUCUAUGAAUGGUAUAUGAUGUGCUUGCCUUUAUUUCAUAAGUGUACAAAUAUAGUCACAAAUCUGUGUAUUUAUAUAUAUAUAUUAAUGAAUACAUUAUUGAAUACAUUUCAGCUGAACUGAUUUCCACAGGCAGCAUAACACUCAUUUUUUAAAUUGCUGUAAGAUAUAGGCUGAGAUUAGAUACUUUGUUCUCAUCAAAGGUGGAGUUUUUUGUUUAUUUCUUCACUCUGUUACUUGAUAUGCAGAUAGUUAACCAUAUACUUCCUGUUUUGAUUUAAUAAAAAAUAAUUGUAGAAUGUUUUAUUUUGUAUGUAAGUAUUUUUAAUUUUCCUCAACCCUAAUAAUAAUAAAACCAUGUAUAUGCUGUAUUUUCUGGACUAAAGUUACUUAAGGUAUUUUAAUAUUAUAUUUUAGAGAAUAUUUUCAUUAGGCCAUGUACUUAGAUAAGAAAGCAUACCAAUUCGAAAAUCAUCUCAUAAACCAAGAUCUAUUUUACUGAACUCCUGAAUGCUCCAUAUCUCAGCUUGACAUGCCCAAACAGUUCAUUCUUACUAUCAAAUUGUUUCUCCUAUUUUCUUUCUACCUCACCAUUUUCCCCCCAAAACCAAGAGCUGGUCACUGAAAUGGAAAGUUUUCUUUGGUCUGCUUUUAUCUUCCUCAAAUUCACAAACGAGGAUCCUACGUCUCCAAAGUCUUCUAAUACUCAUAACAUCCCAUCCAUGCCCCCAAGGUGUGCUGCUAUCACAGUUCAGACUCUUGUGUGGAAUGUGGUAAUGUCUUUCCAAUAGAUAUCCCAUCUUCAAAUCCAUCUUACAUCGCCUCUAAGAAAAAGCUUCAUGAGCCAAAUAAAAUCAUUUUCCUUGCUUAAA
Messenger RNA from Mesocricetus auratus (golden hamster), 2376 nucleotides. RefSeq names its product SAM domain, SH3 domain and nuclear localization signals 1 (gene Samsn1). The transcript has 8 exons. NCBI's taxonomy places the organism in Eukaryota, Metazoa, Chordata, Mammalia, Rodentia, Cricetidae. The record is from RefSeq and is a predicted model, not a curated record. Bases 123 to 1241 code for a protein of 372 amino acids. Gene Ontology annotation, molecular function: protein binding.